This is a messenger RNA of Penicillium manginii, 489 nucleotides long. Its product is annotated as beta-class carbonic anhydrase. The transcript is spliced from 4 exons. NCBI's taxonomy places the organism in Eukaryota, Fungi, Ascomycota, Eurotiomycetes, Eurotiales, Aspergillaceae. The record is from RefSeq and is a predicted model, not a curated record. The coding region runs from base 1 to 489 and encodes 162 amino acids. Gene Ontology annotation, molecular function: zinc ion binding; carbonate dehydratase activity.
AUGUCUGUCGCGCAAGAAGUCGAAGCCGCCAACGCGCAAUAUGCAGCCUCUUUUACGAAAGGGGACCUGACUCUGCCUCCUCAGCGCAAAGUUGCCAUCGUAGCAUGCAUGGAUGCAAGACUUGAUACCGCCCGCGCCUUAGGCCUGGAAGAAGGUGACGCCCACGUUAUUCGAAAUGCAGGCGGUCGGGUGACGGACGCACUACGCAGCAUCGUCAUUUCGCAGCAGCUCCUCGGCACGCGGGAGAUCAUCAUCGUGCACCACACGGACUGUGGAAUGCUUACUUUCACCGAUGAGGUGAUCCGCGGGAAAGUGCGGGCGGAUUUGAGGCAGAAUGUUGAUCAUAUUGCCUUUCUUCCAUUUGGUGAUCUUAGGCAGAGUGUUCUGGAUGAUGUUCAGCUGCUGAGGGAGAGUCCGCUUGUGCUGGAUGUUCCGGUCACGGGGUAUGUGUAUGAGGUGGAGACGGGCAAGAUCGUCAAGGUGGAAUGA